Molecule: messenger RNA, 207 nt
Organism: Penicillium lagena
Lineage: Eukaryota; Fungi; Ascomycota; Eurotiomycetes; Eurotiales; Aspergillaceae
Product: valyl-trna synthetase
Exons: 3
Coding region: 1-207 (68 amino acids)
Source: RefSeq, a predicted model, not a curated record
AUGGCUCAAGACUCCGCCUCUCAUAAUCCAAUCGGUGUUUCGUUUGGUAAUCUGACGGAACCACCACCACCGGUCGAUGAUGAUACGAAGACCAAGAUUUCCGAAGCCGCAGAGAAAGAUCCGACGGGCCAGAGUCUAGGGGGUUCAGUGGAUCUUGAGCGUCAGCGCGCCGAGACAACGACCAGGUUCGCCCGGACAAACCAUUAA